CUGCCACAACAGUACCUCCACUGCUAAGACAUCAUGAAGUUCCUCGUAUUCUUGGCUAUCGCCCUGGCUUUGGUGGCUUGCUUGGCCCAGGCUCAGCCCGUUCCUGAGGAGGAUCAGCCAGCAGCUACAAAUCCUCUGGUGGAUGAGGAUGUCCACCAGGAGGUGGUGGAGCACAGUCGCCAGAAGCGGGCCACCUGCGAUCUUCUGUCCAAGUGGAACUGGAACCACACCGCCUGUGCCGCCCACUGCAUUGCCAAGAAGUACAAGGGAGGCUACUGCAACGACAAGGCCGUCUGUGUGUGCCGUAAGUGAGUUGGAUUGGAUCCUUUAGUCUGGGCGAAAUGCGAACAUCCUUUAUAUUUUCAAGAUCAGAGAAUCAAACUAAAAAAACCAUUUAAAACAUCAGAUAUAUGCGAUCUAUUUAAUCAAUAAAAAUACAAAUUUAAAGUA
Drosophila biarmipes is the source of this 450-nucleotide messenger RNA. Its product is annotated as defensin. Gene Ontology annotation, biological process: defense response to bacterium; humoral immune response. The coding region runs from base 34 to 312 and encodes 92 amino acids. NCBI's taxonomy places the organism in Eukaryota, Metazoa, Arthropoda, Insecta, Diptera, Drosophilidae. The record is from RefSeq and is a predicted model, not a curated record. The transcript has a single exon.